AUGUCACCACGUCCUACUUCCGCUGGCGGCUCGAGAGUCAGAAUCAAAGCAGAAUCGCCCAACUACGAUAGGAAUGAAGGAACGAUGAUGCGGAGACCAAGCGAUGACAGGUCGAUACACGGAUCUCCAUUCCUACAACAGCAACGAGAGGCGAGCAACUUGGAAUUGUUCUACGACCUCUUCUUCGCUGCCAAUCUCACCGUUUUCACGGCCGUCCACGAGGUCCGAGACGGAGACACUCUGAAGCAAUACGUGGGAUUCUUCUGUAUUUUGUGGUUCACCUGGUACCAGGUUGGCCUCUACGAUGUCAGAUUCUCAGCAGAUUCCUUUUUCGAGCGAGCAGCAAAGGCCGUCCAAUUCCUGGUCAUGAUUGGCUUCGCUGUGGUUGGUCCCAAGUACAAUGUAGGAGACGAGGCUGCCGCAGAGUAUGCAGAAGGCGGGAAUGUGGAUACAGAGGCGCCCACCUUGGAGUGGUACUUUAGAUCUCUCACAUUGUACCUCAUGAUUUCGAGACUCGUUCUGGUACUGCAAUAUCUCCAAUCCAUGUGGCUUACUCGACAGUACAAGCAAACGAUCCUGCCCAUGUCGCUCAUCGCAGCAACAUACCUCGCGGCGUCCAUGACCUAUCUCGGCCUCUUUUGGACCUUCAACGCUACCAUGGAGGAGAAUCACACAUACGUGAUAUGGUACAUUGUCGCCAUCCUCGAGACCAUCACCGCCACCACCAUCUCAUCGAUUUGGCGAAACAUUAGCUUCAAAGGCACCCACCUCGUCCAGCGAAUGUCACUUCUCACCCUCAUCAUCCUCGGCGAAGGUGUCAUCGCCGUGGCCACCAAAUCACAACGCAUCGUACAAAGUGAAGGAGCGCUCCGAUUUACACCCGGCACGGUCGCUAACAUCGUCUGUGCCGUGCUCAUCCUAUACUUCAUAUACUGCAUCUACUUUGACGGUCUCGAAGAAGACCACUUUGGCACCAUCAUGCAACAGAUAUGGUCGGUCCUGCACUUUCCCUUACACGUCGCUCUGGUCUUGGCAGUCGAAGGACUCGCCCAAUGCAUCACCUGGGGAGCAGCGGUCGUGCGCGGGAACGACUUCCGUCUCCAGUACGCCACAUGGACAGAGUUACUCGACCAAGGCUACUUUGAAGAAGUCGGGAGUCAAGUGAACGAGACCAGCCAAUAUCUCAUCUAUCGAGGUUUACUCACCUCGUCCACUCUGGCCGAAACUCUCGAAAUGCUCUCGUACGAUCUGAGCAAUGCGGCGAAUGCCUCGGCCGUCAUCGCCCAAGGCGCGCAGAAUCCCCAACUGGCCCGCAACGCUCUCUCCUGGAUUUACUUUGCCCUGUACAAGUCCAUUCUCAACAUUGCCGGAUUCGACUCUCCCAUCAAACGAAGCGAUCUCCACUCGGCUCUUCACAAGGAACUCUCUUCUGCUUCCUCCUCCUCUUCUUCUUCCUCCUCCACUCCCAGCUUCAUCUCCCCCUCAGACCUCUCCAACGACUUCUCCGCCACCAACAACUCCCCCAUCGACUUCUCCGACCUCUCAGCCUUCACCGAAGCCAUCUCCUCCACCUCCACCACUGCCGGAGUCUUCAAUCUCACCUACGUCUACUUCUUCACCUCCAUCGGCACCGUCGUCGUGCUCUGCAUGGCCAUCACAGGAAUGAGCAAUCGUGCCAAAACACCCUUUGUAUGGCUCAAACUCGCCCUGGGCACCUUGGUCGGUGUGGCAUUGUCCUUGUUGAGUUUUGCCGAUUUGACGCUCGAUGGCGUCGAAUUUAUUUAUAGUACGUGGUUAUUGCCCACUGUCGUCGCGUGCGUCGGUGUCGUGGCCGUGUUGCAUGGGUUGCGGGCGGAUUUUUGGGGGACGGGUUUUGCGGGAAAGAGGAUUAGGGGGAGGGGAAGGGGAAGGGGGUGGGCGCGUAGAAGGGAGAGUGAACAGCAGGAGGAGGAUGAACAUUCUAGACAUGAUAGGAAUCAGACGAUGAAAUCUGAGGUUUUUGAAUUGGUGGAGAGGAAGAGUUAG
Molecule: messenger RNA, 2025 nt
Organism: Sphaerulina musiva SO2202
Lineage: Eukaryota; Fungi; Ascomycota; Dothideomycetes; Mycosphaerellales; Mycosphaerellaceae
Exons: 5
Coding region: 1-2025 (674 amino acids)
Source: RefSeq, a predicted model, not a curated record